Messenger RNA from Eremomyces bilateralis CBS 781.70, 1118 nucleotides. RefSeq lists its product as uncharacterized. NCBI's taxonomy places the organism in Eukaryota, Fungi, Ascomycota, Dothideomycetes, Eremomycetales, Eremomycetaceae. The transcript has a single exon. The coding region runs from base 130 to 762 and encodes 210 amino acids. The record is from RefSeq and is a predicted model, not a curated record.
CCACCUUGAUCAAUAAUUCUAAAGCCAACAGAUGCGCCAUCCUCGGCUUGCCUAUUCAGUAAAUAAUGAAAUGUCCCUUCGGUCAUCGGUGAGUUUGGUCGUGAUCCGUGGAAUUACGCCCUCAUCAACAUGAAGUCAUUUUUCUUUCCCGCGAUACUGCUAUUGCCCGUGGCAGUAGCGCAAAACAUAGUCACUUUCCCUACAGAUAUCGAAGUUGACCUCGUUGUUCCGCGACCGAACACAUCAUACCUCGUCCAGUCGCCGUUCCCGCUCAUAUUCGCGAUUCAAAAUGCAAAAGUAGCCUGGGACUUCGGGUUCAUAUUUCGCUGGGAGUUGUUUGGCAAGACGGCCCUAUACGACGACGGACGGACGGGGGGCAUCGUCUCUGGCGGAGAACCGCCAGCCGCCCUCGGACCCGUUCUUCAUCGUCAACUCCACCACGAUCAUCGGAAACUGGCAGGACUACUGGGCGCCUUCGUCUCUGCAGAAAACGACCACGUGGACGCUGAGCUGGGAGCUGAAACUCAACACCAACUGCACGGAAAAGGACGGUCUGUUGUGGAUUGGCGCAGGCUACGUCGCUGCAGAGGGCACCUUUACCUUCAAUACCUCGGACUCGGGCAACCUGCCGUCCAUCCAAGGGGGUGGCGAGUGCCCGACCGCGGCGGGCGUCAUUGGAAUCGAGGCCAACUUGACGGCGGGCUGCCCUCAUCUGAGCGAGGCGGGUGGCUCCGCCAACCCGUGCGCCGUCGCGUUGGAUGAUGCUAAUAUAAGUAGUAUAUCCGCGCAGCUACCUACGCCUACAAAAGUUGGAAUUUCUACAACCAGUAGAAUACCUUCAGCGACGCAAUCCGUAGUUACGACAAGGGCACCGAACGGCUCUCCUGCGACAGGCGGCGGGGCGACAGCUGGAGCAUAUCUUUCGAGGGAUUCUCUCUUUCUGCUAGUCGUGAUUGCUGGAGCGAUGGGAGCCGGCAUGCUUAUGCUGUAGAGAUAUGAUUUAUGAACUAAUAUGAAGCAAGGGAUGGCAUCCGGCAGAUGGAGGAAAUGGUGACUGGUGAUUUGUCUCAUCUUGUUUUCUCAUUCAUUGCGCAAGCUCUACAGACCUUGGACAGUCG